GAUUUUCAAAAUUCGUUGCAGAAAGAAAGGGCGUGUCUGUCAAAUUGUGAAGUAUUUAGAACAUUGUAAAUUUGAAAUUGAGGGAGAGAAGAAAAAUAUGAAGGGAGUGCUGCCGAAGAGAAUAAUUCUGAUGAGGCAUGGGGAGUCGCAUGGGAACCGAGACACGGCGGCGUACACCACAACUCCCGACCACAGCAUUCACUUAACCGCGCAGGGCGUGGCACAGGCGCGUCAAGCUGGCGUCCGCCUCCGCCGCGUGAUUGGCGGGGACGGCUGCUCACCGGACUGGCGAGUGCAGUUCUACGUGUCACCGUACGCACGCACGCGAUCCACGCUGCGCGAGGUAGGUCGGUGUUUCUCGAAGAAGAGGAUAAUUGGCGUGAGGGAAGAGUCGCGGAUUCGGGAGCAGGACUUCGGGAACUUUCAGGUGGAAGAGAGGAUGACGGUGAUAAAAGAAGCACGAGAACGGUUCGGGAGGUUCUUCUAUCGCUUCCCCGAGGGAGAGUCCGCCGCCGACGUUUUCGAUCGCGUUUCAAGUUUCUUUGAAUCUCUGUGGAGGGACAUAGACAUGAACAGGCUUCGUCACGAUCCUUCCAAUGAUUUGAACUUCGUAAUUGUUUCUCACGGGCUGACAUCGCGUAUUUUCCUUAUGAAGUGGUUCAAGUGGACGGUUGAGCAGUUUGAGGUCCUAAACAAUUUUGGGAACUGCGAGUUCCGUGUUAUGGAGCUAGGAAGUGGUGGUGAAUACAGCUUAGCUGUUCAUCAUACAGAAGAAGAAAUGCUGGAAUGGGGACUCUCUCCUGAGAUGAUAGCUGACCAAAAAUGGCGCGCCACGGCGUGCAGGGGUGACUGGAAUGAUCAGUGUCCCUGGUACCUUGGGGAGUUUUUUGAUCAUCUUACUGACUCUGAUGAUGAUGAUGAUCCUGUGGAAAAUGAAGAUCAAGGAGUGCGUAAGUGACUAUUGAGGUGAUAUCUUCAAGUCUAUCCAACAGUUCUUGUGAAAGAGUAAGUUAGUUUAUGCUCUUUUCUCUAGUUUCACGUUUUCUAAUGCAUGUGAUGUUGGCUCAUUUGCAUGUGUCGUUUGACACUUCCAUUAGGUUCUUUGUUGCUCAGUGGUUCUACCAACAUACUUUGAUUAUUAUUCCAUGUUUUGUAAGAGCAGAUACAGUUCCUUGAGCUGACGGAGCUGUUUUAGGUUACAUAGAGUCGUUUCAGUUUCUAAUAGGUAAGGGAAGCUAAAUACAUUGCUUCUAAAGUUUUAGUAACUUGAUAAUCUGAUUUGGUAUGUUGGAAUUGUAUGGAACCAUGGUUGAAAUUUGUCUUGAGUUCUACGAUAGUGUAAUGUGUGACACGUUGAAUUGAUAGUUUGGUACGAUGAAUUCUUGUUAUAGAUAGCUUGCUGACUAUAACUGGUUUUUGAUGAGCUGAGAAUGAUAGGAUUUCUUUUUUUGAUUGGUCAUUUUGGUGUUGAACUUUGGUUUAGUAAUAGGUUGAAUGCUGGUUGGAAAUUGGUCUAAAAUUGACAAUUUGACAGGUGAAAUUCAGUGAGAAUCAUUUAUUGAAUGAGCUUGAUGUUAGAAGUUUGAAUUUGUGCCAUUUAGGACUUGGUUAGCUUUGCGUAUUGCAGGAAAUUGGUCAUUUGGUAUGCUGUUUGGGUUUUUGGUUGUUAUUGGUUUGAUCUAAUGGACUAAGUUGCUGACCAAUUGAGCAAAUUGGUAUUCAAUAUGAUGUUUAAACAUGUUUUCGAGUCAAUCAUAGUGUCAAGAAUACUAAUUUGGUCAUUUGGAUGGGUCUUGAGUGCAAUCAAAUCAAGAAUCAAAGUUUCUGGUUUCUAGUGUGAUGUUGAGCGGCCUUGUGUGGCGCUAAACGAUCCCAUGUGGCGUUGAGCUCUGCAAAGCCAGAGAGUCUCUGGGCUCCAGGGCGUUAAGCACUGCAAAAUCAGAGGGCUCCUGUGUUAUGUGGCAUUGAGCGGUGCUUUUGGACACUGAGCGCCUCUUCAUCCUUGCAGGUCUAGACUCUUUUUCUCCUUAUGCUAGGCGAGAGGUUGGUUUGCUGGGCAAGAGGUCUUGCUCAUUAGGUGUCAGUUCUGGGCGUUGGGCAGUCCCUAUUUCUUGUCAUUUAAUGUUUUCUAUGUUUUUUAGAUUCUUGUUUGAUUUGAAGUGGUUUAUAUAGAUUUAAUGUCUACUUAUGUGGAAUUAUGGAUAUUUUAUGGUUUGUAAAUAUGGUUAUAUGUAUGGUUAAAGAAUGUUGUGAAAGGAAUUCCAAGGGAAAGUUUUUGUGGUUGUUUUAUGUAGUGUAUGUAUUGAUAUAGGGAUUUCGUAUUGGAGGUUAUCCUGACAUUCCAAUAACCACCCAAUCUCAAGUAGAAAAUGGUAGGUUAUGUCGUGAGGAGUAGUCAGAGGUUCUAGUCUAUGGUUUCCUUGGCCAUAUGUGGUUGAUGGAUUAUUGGGUGGGCAAGUUGUUUCACCAUUACAAGUGUAGAACUCGCCAAAAUUCGACAUCAAUACAUUUAUCUGGAUAGUCAACUCUAGAAUGUAUGUUGAUAUGCUUAGGAUUGUUUCAUUUAUCUGUGUUAAUGUGUUUGGAAUGUAUGUUUCAAUUAUAUGUAUGCUCUUUGGUAAAUUAACUUACUCUUCUAUUUGUGUCUAGUGGUAAAUGAGAGAGGGAUAGCGACAAGUCAAUUGAAAACACGUCAAAAUCAAUGGUUCCAUAACUAAGACUGAGUCCCAAAAGAUAAAGGAAACAUUCAUACAAAAAAUAACACCCCAUAAAUUUUAUCGAUUGUAUAUCUUGGAUAAAACACAUGUAGCAUAUACUAUGUACCAUGAAGAAUAGCAUAAAACACUUGAGCAUCAUAAAACAAAGUA
Molecule: messenger RNA, 2867 nt
Organism: Vigna radiata var. radiata (mung bean)
Lineage: Eukaryota; Viridiplantae; Streptophyta; Magnoliopsida; Fabales; Fabaceae
Product: phosphoglycerate mutase-like protein AT74
Exons: 3
Coding region: 98-958 (286 amino acids)
Molecular function (GO): phosphatase activity
Source: RefSeq, a predicted model, not a curated record